Messenger RNA from Trichomonas vaginalis G3, 1311 nucleotides. RefSeq names its product ATPase activity, coupled to transmembrane movement of substances. The coding region runs from base 1 to 1311 and encodes 436 amino acids. Gene Ontology annotation, molecular function: lipid carrier activity; ATP binding; ABC-type transporter activity. The record is from RefSeq and is a predicted model, not a curated record. The transcript has a single exon. Gene Ontology annotation, cellular component: intracellular membrane-bounded organelle; membrane. Gene Ontology annotation, biological process: lipid transport; transmembrane transport. Lineage: Eukaryota; Parabasalia; Trichomonadida; Trichomonadidae.
AUGAUUGGGUAUGACGAUACCAAAGUUUUCCCAAUUUUCAUGAAAAUAUUCCAAUUUUUACCUCAAGGAGCAAUUUAUUUAUUGAUCGAUAAUGUUGCAUAUUGCAAAGAAGUCAAAGAAGUAUUUGAUUUUGCAACAGCACCAAAAGUCUUUCAUCUUAUUUCACAAUCUACUGUUUCAAAGAUUUUAUUAGGAAUGGCUUUUGCAUUCUUAUUCCUUUUCCUUUUCUUCAACUUGAUGAUGCCAAGAACUGCUGGAACACUCCCUGUUGGAUUCGCGCAUAUUUUCUCAUUCGGACAUUGGAAGAAAGUUUUUGCUUUUAGAAGAGCAGUUAAAAUUAAUCAUGAAGAUGACAAACACUUUAUUGAAGUCAACAAUAUUGAUAAGAAAUAUGGAUUUUCAACACAUGCAUUGAAAGAUGUUUCUUUCAACAUUGAUUCAGGAGAAAUCAUCAUCCUCAUUGGUCCAAACGGAUGUGGUAAGAGCACAUUGCUUAACAGUAUGACAGGAAGUAUUGACUGCAAUGGAGGCACACUUAGUAUUUAUGGCGAACUCUGCAAAGGUGGAUUCAGUGAACUUCAACAACAUCUUGGUAUCUGUUUCCAAGAUAAUAUCUUCUUUGACAGACUCAGUGUUCGCGAACACUUGAAUUUCUUUGCUGCAAUUUGUGGUUACAAAAAAGAUAAAAUCCGAGAAGUUGUUGAUCACGCGAUUGACUCAUUCAAUCUAGAAGAAUGCGAAAAUAACAGAGCAAUGGCUCUUUCAGGUGGUCAAAAGAGAAAAUUAUGUAUAGCUCUUGCUCUCAUUGGUACUCCUCGCAUUGUUAUUCUUGAUGAACCAACAGCAGGUAUCGAUGUUUCAACACGUCAGACAAUUUGGAAAGCUAUAUCUGGAUUUGGUAUCACAGCAAUCGUCAGUACGCACUCACUUGAAGAAGCAGAAUCAGUGAGUAGUCGUCUGUUCGUCAUGCGAAAUGGUGAACUCGUCUUCGAUGGUCCUUCAAACGAACUUCGUCGUAAAUAUCACUGUGGCUACCGUCUUACACCAAUGUAUCUUCCAGACACAGACACUAAGGAUAUGAACGAAAAGCUCCUUAGUUGGUGCAAAUCUAAGAUCAGUGAAUCUACAGAAGAUGAAACUCACGAAAACAGUAUUUUAAUUCCUGUUUGUCCUGAAAUCGUUAGUCUUCUUGAAGAACUCGAUACACAAAAGAGUGGAUUUAACAUGUCAGAGUUCAAUAUUAUUAUCGAACAGCUCGAAAAUGUUCUCUAUCGUAUGUAUGCUGAUGAUGAAAAUGCUGAAGCUAAAUAG